Messenger RNA from Populus nigra (black poplar), 2472 nucleotides. Its product is annotated as transcription factor TGA2.3-like. NCBI's taxonomy places the organism in Eukaryota, Viridiplantae, Streptophyta, Magnoliopsida, Malpighiales, Salicaceae. Gene Ontology annotation, biological process: regulation of DNA-templated transcription; DNA-templated transcription. Gene Ontology annotation, molecular function: DNA-binding transcription factor activity; sequence-specific DNA binding. The record is from RefSeq and is a predicted model, not a curated record. The transcript has 11 exons. Bases 693 to 2084 code for a protein of 463 amino acids.
CACGCUUCCUCCACUCUCUCUAUCUCUCUCUCUUCCUCACCAAAGUCAGCAAAAAAAAAAAAAGAAAAAAAAAAGACAUAAAAUAAAUGAAGAACUCAAAUUUCAAAGUUUGAGCUUUGGAAAAAAAAAAUCCUUACUUUAUUUAUACAGAGUGAGAAAGAAGCAGGGUUCAUAGAACAGACCACAGGGUUACCUUUUAAUAAUACUUUCUGAGUAAAUACUAUUUUGUAUGGUUAUAUAUUUAUGUUUUGUACAAUCAAAAAGACUGUCUUUCUGACUAGGGUUUCUUGUUUGAACUUUUCUCUUCAUUUCACCAUCUGGGUUUUGCUUAAUUAUUAAUUCAGUGUUUUUAGCACUGAUAACUCUUUCUUUAUUUUGGGUUCUUCUUUCGUGAAUAAAGUUCAAGGCUUUACCUUGUUAUGUCAAUUCUUGGUGCUUCUAGCUUUGCGAGCUGAGGACAAUCUUUGUGCUUCUAGUAGUCUUGGGCUGUGUUUGGAUAGAGGGCUGUUGCUUCUUUGGUCUAGUCUUGACUCUUGAGUGCUUGGUAAAGGUUAGUACUUUAUGCGUAAUUGAAAGGGGUAGGGAGUGAUAAAAGAGAGAAUCUUGACUUCUAUUUUUAUAAAGUAGAAGUGUUUGGACACGGGGGUUUGGUUAAUUUUGAGAGGGUCUGGUGGUAGUGUUUAUGAUGAUUCAUGGGGAGUAGAACACAUAAUAAUAAUAAAGCUGUGACCGAGAUGCCAAGCUUUGUUCCUCAGAUAUCAACUUCUAAUCCCAUUGGUACAGAAGGAAAUAAUAUUCGUUCUUCCAGAGUUUCAGACUUUUCAACAAUUGAGCAAUCUCUUGGGUUUCGCAUAGAAGAUGCCGUUGAUCUUAGCAGAAAUCCUCUUUUUCAUCAAUUAAAAUCUAGCGGCCAGGCAAUAGGCACUGAUGUUCAGUUUGGCACUUUGAAUAAGCCCCUUGCAUCUUCAGAUAUAAAUCUCUCAGCUGCUGUUGUGGGGUCCCAGUCAUUACCACUACAAAAAGAAGUGCAAGUAAAUCCAGUUUCUAUACCUGGUAACCAUCCUGAGAAUUGGGGAGAAACCAGUAUGGCAGAAGCCAGUCCUAGAACCGAUACCUCGACAGAUGAUACAGAUGACAAAAAUCAAAGGUUUGAAAGAGGACAAUCAACUGCAAUAGUAGCAUCUGAUUCCAGUGACAAGUCAAAGGAAAAGGCAGGGGAUCAGAAGACAUUAAGAAGGCUUGCUCAAAAUCGUGAAGCUGCUAGAAAAAGCCGACUAAGGAAAAAAGCAUAUGUGCAACAAUUGGAGAGCAGCCGGCUUAAGCUGACCCAACUGGAGCAAGAGCUCCAGAGAGCCCGGCAACAGGGAAUUUUCAUUUCAAGUUCAGGAGACCAAACCCAUUCAAUGAGUGGAAAUGGUGCCUUGGCAUUUGAUGCAGAAUACUCACGGUGGCUAGAAGAACAGAACAGGCACAUAAGUGAGCUGAGGGCUGCGGUCAAUUCACAUGCAGGAGAUACUGAACUUCGUACUAUUGUUGACAAUGUCGUUGCACACUUCAAUGAAGUUUACAGGCUGAAAGGCACUGCUGCAAAAGCUGAUGUUUUCCACAUCUUAUCAGGAAUGUGGAAAACACCAGCAGAGCGUUGUUUCAUGUGGAUAGGUGGCUUUCGCUCAUCUGAACUCCUCAAGCUUCUUGUGAAUCAAUUGGAGCCUCUGACAGAGCAACAGCUGAUGGGCAUUUACAACUUGCAGCAAUCUUCCCAACAGGCUGAAGAUGCUCUGUCACAAGGGAUGGAAGCACUGCAGCAAUCUCUGGCGGAAACAUUGGCUAAUGGCAACCCUGGCUCAUCAGGUUCAUCUGGGAAUGUGGCAAACUAUAUGGGUCAAAUGGCCAUGGCCAUGGGAAAGCUAGGAACUCUAGAGGGGUUCCUUCGUCAGGCUGAUAAUCUGAGGCAGCAAACACUAGAACAAAUGCACCGUAUACUGACAACUCGGCAAUCAGCCCGUGCACUUCUGGCAAUAAACGAUUAUUUCUCUAGGCUACGAGCCCUUAGUUCUCUCUGGUUGGCCCGGCCACAAGAAUAAGUAGCAGUAUGUUAUCCCCCUGCGAAGUUAACAUGAAUAUUUAUCAGUUCACUACCCUCUUGCUGCCUCCAGUUCUCGUCUUGCCAUUGGGUGGGUUGCUGCUGUUGGUCUUUGAAGCUGUCUCCGGUGGCAAUUGUGGUGCAGUUAGGUCAUAGUUGGUGUAAUUAUAGGGUUUCAUGUGCAGUUGUAACGCCAGGUUUGCUCACACAGAUGUUUGCUUAUCUUCUUGUUGUAAAACAAUUGGUGGCAAUAAUUCGAUCAUGUUUGGUGUUUGUUAGAACUGAUAAAGGGAAAUAGGAGUGUGAUUUGUAACAUAGGUUACAGUUCUCGAUUUGUAUACCAGAAAAUCAAAUUGAAUCAGGAUUAUAGUUGUUUUUUGAGUGCUGCA